AUGGCUAAUAUCUCCAAUGCAAAUAUCAACCGGGCAACCUAUUCACAUGUGUCGAGAGUAUUCAUUAAAAUACAAGACCGCUCAAUUCCUCCUAUUUCAGUAUUUGCCUUCAAAGUGAGAGGGUUUAUUAUUGCCAUGCUCAAUGUCAGCAGAAUUAUCCCUGACCUGCAGUCAUUUCUCGUCUGUUUCCUCCCAGGGAUACCCGCCGCUCGGCGCGAAUUCGCUGUGAAACUUAAUGUUGUCUAUUUUUAUUAUUUAAUCUAUCUAUCUAUCUAUCUAUCUAUCUAUCUAUCUAUCUAUCUAUCCUUUCUAUCUUCCAUGUCGGUAGUUUUUAGUAGUCGUCCAGAUCCGCUACGUCUAUUUAUAUGUUCCAGUUUGAUUUCUCUUUUCGUUUACCUUGCGGACACUUCCCGAUAUUUGACAGUCCAAGAUCAUAAAAAGCGGCGACUUAGCCUUUCUCGAAGUCAGAACAAUGCUUAG
This is a messenger RNA of Acanthosepion pharaonis, 480 nucleotides long. The record is from the annotation of a GenBank genome assembly. Lineage: Eukaryota; Metazoa; Mollusca; Cephalopoda; Sepiida; Sepiidae.